AUGGGGAAAUCCAAAAAACGUUCCCGAUCAAGUUCAGUGGAAAGUAGACCCCCCAAGCUAUCUAAGAAAGAUUUACAAUGCCAAAUUGAAGCCAUCGCCAAGAGCGUCCAGGAGCUUUUAAAAGCGCAACAGGAUUUGCAGGCUACAGUUAACAAAACUGCAGAGCAGAAUAAAGUGGAGGUCAAUAUUUCCAACAAGGAAAAUUUAGAACCCAAUAAGGGGACUGGAGCUUUGACAAAUGCGGUCAUAGCCGAAGAUUCGCAGGGUAAAGACACCCAGUCUGACAUAAAGGUUUUGGAGGACGGAGAGGUUCCUGAAGAGGCUUCAAUGGUGGACGAGCUCGAUUUGGACGAUGAACUUCGUGAAGUGCUUGGGGAAGAGAUCCCGAACACGAAUACAUCAGUCAAGGUAAAUGACAGCCUGAAAAGAUGGUGGGAGACUUGGAUGUCAAAGGGUUUAACUGAAGAGGUUAAAAAAGCUCUACUAAAGAAAUAUGUUCGAGAUGGAGAAUUCCGAACUGAAGCACCCAAGGUUAACCUUGAAAUUCAGCGUCACUUGACUGAGAUCGCGAAGAAACGUGAUGAUCACUUUACUGACACACAAAAUUGUGUAGGGUCAGCAUUAUCGUCUUUAAGCUCAGCUAUAUCUCUGUUGUCAGAUAGCUCAUCAGAGGAGAUCGAUCAAAUUACUUUGACGAAAUAUCUCUGGGACACUGGAAAAAUCUUGAGUGAUGUUUUCCACCAACAGUCAAUAGCGAGGAAAUCAUUUAUUACUCCGACUCUAGAUAAGGACAUAAAAUCUACUCUAGAGGCUAGUAUCCCAGACGAAUGGCUUUAUGGUCAGAAACUUAAUGACCAGGUUAAAGAUGCAAAGGCCAUCGUCAAAGCGGCUGCAUCUUUAAAACCUUCUGAAAAACCAGCUGUCAAGAAACAGGCAUCCAGGACUGCGUCUCUGGGAAACUUGAGAGGCCCACCUGCGAGGUUCAGGCAGGUGGGCAACUAUCAGCAGAGAAGAUUCUUCUCAAACACGAGAUACAAGCCGAGAUCCACGGCAGGGACGUCGAAGCCCCCACUGAAGCCCAACUCAGAGAAGAACAGAAAUAUUCCCUUUAAAUCCCAACCCAUACAACUUGUAGAACCCAGUGAACCUGUAAGGUCUCCGAGUGAUGAAGUACGGGUCCAGCAAGCUGUCGGUAAACUUUUGAAAAAGGGGGCUAUCGAGCCUUGCUCAGAUAUUGAGGGUCAGUUUAUAUCAUCGUAUUUCCUAGUACCAAAAGCAGAUGGAUCGGAUCGUUUUAUUAUUAAUUUAAAGCAAUUAAAUGAGUUCAUUGAGACAUAUCACUUCAAAAUGGAGGACCUGAGAUCCGCUAGAGAUCUCAUUGAUAAGGGCGCGUUCAUGGCUAACCUAGACUUGGAGGAUGCGUAUUUCCUGGUCCGGAUAAAAAGAUCCUCUAGGAAAUACCUUAGAUUCAGAUUUGAGGGCCAGCUUUAUCAAUUCGUGUGUCUACCCUUUGGCUUGUGUUCUAGUCCUCAUACAUUUACAAAAAUAAUGAAACCGGUGGUUAAUAAACUUAGGUCAAAAGGUUUUUUAUCGGUAGUAUAUCUCGAUGAUUUUCUAUGUGUAGGCAAAGAUUACGAAGCUUGUAGGAAUAAUGUGCAGAGUACGAUAGGCCUCUUAGAGGAACUUGGUUUUAUUAUUAACUAUCGUAAGAGUACGACGACUCCUAAUAGAAGGUGUAAAUAUCUAGGUUUUAUCUUGGACUCGGAGAAAUAUUGUGUAGAACCUACAAUCGAGAAGAGGGUAUAUAUUAGGAAGCUACUAGAUUCCAUAGGGUUGAAAGAACGGUUUAGGAUCAGAUUUAUAGCUCAAUUAAUUGGGGUACUGGUAGCAUGUAUUCCAGGCGUAGAGUAUGGCAGAGCAUAUUGCAAAAGAUUAGAAAGAGCUAAGUGGUUAGCUCUUACAUUGAAUAAUAAUGACUUUGAGGGUUUUAUGACAAUAAAGGAGGGCGUUUUGGAGGAUCUUCAAUGGUGGAGAGAUAAUAUAAUGAGCGCUAACAGCAGAAUAAAGUCUCACAAAUAUAGCAUAGUGAUAAGUUCAGAUGCUUCGAGGACAGGCUGGGGAGCGGAAGCUGGAGGUGUUGUUACAAGGGGUUUUUGGAAUCCAGAGGAUCAAAAACACCACAUUAAUUAUCUAGAACUUUUAGCAGCUUUCUUCGCUCUCAAAUGUUUUGCUCACGAGUUACGCGACUGCGAAGUCCUUCUUCGUAUAGAUAAUACAACAGCGAUCGCUUACGUCAAUAAAGCGGGCGGAAUUAGGCAUCCAAAGUUAUCAGAUCUAGCUAGAGAGAUUUGGCAAUGGUGUCAAUUAAGAGGGAUUUGGCCAAGGGCAGCAUAUAUUCCAUCGAAGCUGAAUGUAGAAGCAGAUGCCGCUUCCAGAGUAGAAAACCUGGACACGGAGUGGGAAUUAUCCAAAGAAGCCUUCCGAACCGUAUUGAACACUUUUGGUUUGCCUUCGAUUGAUCUCUUUGCGUCGCGUAUUAACAGGAAGUGCGUAAGAUUCUAUUCGCGCUAUCCAGACCCAGAUGCAGAAUCAGUAGAUGCGUUUACGGCAGGAGUGUCACCCCUUAGCGAACAAGUUGUCACUAGUGGUCGGGAAAUUAUCCGGCAAGCCUUCUUCACCAAGGGCAUCGGAGAGAAAUCAAUAGACAUCAUGCUCAGUUCAUUGUCGGAGUCAACGAUUAAGCAGUAUGAGGGAACAUUGAAGAAAUGGCUAGCUUUUACUCAAGCAAGGGAUAUCGAUGCCUUUGAUCCCCAGGGUACGGAGGUCAUCGAGUUUCUUACAGCACAGUUUAAUGAAGGGGCGAAGCAUGGCACUCUUAACUCUAUGCGGGCUGCUAUUUCUUUGAUUUCUAAAAACAACCUCUCAAAAGACUCCUUAUUAUCAAGGUUCAUCCGAGGAACCUUCAAGAAAAGACCAUCGCGACCGAAGUACUCCGAUACCUGGGAUACAGACCAGGUCCUGACAUAUAUUGAAAAAUUGGGAAACUUAGAUAACUUAAAAUUAAAAGAAUUAUCAGAGGUAGCAGUGACACUCCUUAUUCUCAUCACGGCACACAGAAUGCAGACUUUGUCCUUGAUAAAAACUGAAAAUAUCACUAAGACUGCUUCUGGAUUAAAAAUUAAGAUACCUGAUUUGAUUAAGACUUCAAGAAGAGGAAGAAGACUUGUGUAG
Cotesia glomerata is the source of this 3231-nucleotide messenger RNA. RefSeq lists its product as uncharacterized. Lineage: Eukaryota; Metazoa; Arthropoda; Insecta; Hymenoptera; Braconidae. The record is from RefSeq and is a predicted model, not a curated record. The coding region runs from base 1 to 3231 and encodes 1076 amino acids. The transcript has 4 exons.